AAAUAUUUUUUAUUAUAAAAUUUAUUAACUUCCUCUACAAUAAUUUUUAAAUUUUCAAUAAAAAUCUAAAGUAGUAGUCAGCUGCAGUGCACGUGAUCUGAGCAAGAAUGCCACAUCAUCCGGUAGGCCCAUCCAAAACGUGUCUAGUCCAAUGACAGAACAGAACAGCACCCCAGUCACACUCACAAAGAACCCCGACGGUCCCACCAAAACUAAACUGAAACUGCAGGAACGACUAGCAGCGGUAGAAAACCCGGCCGAACCCCGACAACGGAUUCAGAUUUGGUCGCUGAAAAGGGAGAAGAAGAAGAAGAAGAAGAGGAAGAAAAAGGGAGAAAUGCAUUCUUUUGGGUACAGAUUUAAUGCUUUGUUAACGUUCGCCGUCACGAUUCUGGCGCUCAUGUGCGCCAUUGCCUCUCUCUCCGACAACCUCAAUAUUCCUUCUCCUUCCGCCGAAAUCCAGAUAGUGAAUAUCAAUUGGUUCCAGAAGCAUCGGCAGGGGAAUGAUGAGGUCAGCCUGACAAUGAAUAUCUCAGCCGACCUACAGUCAUUGUUUACUUGGAAUACAAAACAGGUUUUCGUAUUUGUAGCAGCUGAGUAUGAAACCACAAAGAACUCCCUGAACCAAAUUUCACUUUGGGAUGCUAUAAUACAAGCGAGAGAAGAUGCCAGGUUUUGGAUUCACACCUCAAACAAAUAUCGAUUUGUUGACCAGGGAAUUUAUCUCCGGGGCAAAGAAUUCAACUUGACGUUGCAUUGGCACGUCAUGCGAAAGACUGGCAAGAUGUCUGCCGACAAGAUUGUCAUGUCAGGAUACCGGUUCCCUGAGGAAUAUAGAUGAUGCGGGUUUCAUAGGUAUAUUUUCACGCUGUAACUUUAACCUUCCCUUUUGAUGUUGGGUAUUACUGUUAAAGGUCAGCUGUAUUAGAGAAUUAACACAAUUUCAUGCUUGAGAAAGUGAGAAAAUGAAUAUUGCUGAACUUUUCCAAACCUUCCUUUUUCUUGAUCUUUAGAUUGUCAGUAAGAUAGGAAAUUACUCGGAACACAAUCAUUCAAUGUUAAAGACAUGUAGAAAAGCUACUAGUUUUCUUUUGAACAAUUUUAUGUUAUUCUUGAAGGAAUUAAAAGAUUAGUAUAUGA
Molecule: messenger RNA, 1140 nt
Organism: Rubroshorea leprosula
Lineage: Eukaryota; Viridiplantae; Streptophyta; Magnoliopsida; Malvales; Dipterocarpaceae
Source: the annotation of a GenBank genome assembly